Aricia agestis (brown argus) is the source of this 1941-nucleotide messenger RNA. RefSeq names its product heparan sulfate glucosamine 3-O-sulfotransferase 1 (gene Hs3st-A). Gene Ontology annotation, molecular function: [heparan sulfate]-glucosamine 3-sulfotransferase activity. The transcript has 9 exons. NCBI's taxonomy places the organism in Eukaryota, Metazoa, Arthropoda, Insecta, Lepidoptera, Lycaenidae. Bases 218 to 1411 code for a protein of 397 amino acids. The record is from RefSeq and is a predicted model, not a curated record.
GGCUCCGCGCGCCCCCGCGACAACCCUAGCGCUCCUCAAACAAAAACAACAUAACCGUGAUUAUGGACAAAAGGAUUGCUAGUGUGUGAGCAGGGCUGUCGAAAUCGAUACUGGGGGCGCGUAUAAUGGUUUUAUACGACCGGCAUAAUAGCGUGACGUCACCAAAGAGAAGCAUACAAGACACUACAAUGACUUAAGCGACUUGAAUGGGAGCCACAUGGAAUCUCGAAUACAGAUGACUCAGCUGCCGAACAAGAGAACCGAGGGCUACAAAAGCUGUUCACAGUCGCUGCCGUUGGAUAUUUUAUGGUUGCCGCGCUCGUCGUUCCGGCCGGCGGAGGGCGAGUUGGCUGACUGUGUGCUGGUGGUGGGGGUGUCGCGGCCCAAGCUCGCCGCGGCCCUCCUCUCUGUCACGUUGCUGUCGCUGUUCCUCACCUUCCAUGUGCUAUACGACAGCGCGAUUUACAGCAUACAGGCGGCGAGCAUGGCGUCGGUCAACGAGGGUCGGAAGAUAUUACAGAGCGUGGAGAACAGCCGCACGAUAAGCCACCCUAUGGCGCUGAGGAAAAGGUUGAAAUCGCCGCGCACGCCGCGGCCGGCGCGCAGGCUCCCUCAGGCUCUCAUCAUCGGAGUUCGGAAAUGUGGAACUCGGGCGCUGCUGGAGAUGCUGUACCUCCACCCCAUGGUACAGAAGGCUUCGGGGGAGGUGCACUUCUUCGACCGGGACGAGAACUACGCCCAGGGCCUGGAGUGGUACCGGAGCAAGAUGCCGCUCUCCUUCAAGGGACAGAUCACCAUUGAGAAGAGUCCGAGCUACUUUGUUACGCCCGAGGUCCCAGAACGAGUCCGUGCAAUGAACUCGACAGUCCGCCUGCUGCUUAUAGUCCGGGAGCCGGUGACGCGCGCGAUCUCCGACUACACUCAGCUUCGAAGUCGGGCUACGCCGUCUGCGCCAGCGAUGGCUUUUACUGGACCGAUGCCGGACGCGGCUAAGCCGUUUGAACAUCUAGCGCUGUCUCCGGAUGGAUCCAUCAACAUCGCUUAUAGGCCGAUCGCGAUAUCGCUGUACCACGCGUACCUGCACCGCUGGCUGGAGGUGUUCCCUAGGGAACAGAUCCUGGUGGUGAAUGGAGACCAGCUCAUCGAGGACCCCGUGCCGCAGCUGAGAAGGAUCGAGAACUUCCUCGGACUGGAGCAUAAGAUUGGUCGGCGGAAUUUCUACUUCAACGAGACGAAAGGGUUCUACUGCUUACGUAACGACACGACAGACAAGUGUCUACGGGAGACCAAGGGUCGAAAGCAUCCCAGGGUCGACCCGGCCGUCGUCACCAAGCUCCGUAAGUUCUUCGUGCAGCACAACCAGAGGUUCUACGACCUUAUCGGCGAAGACCUGGGCUGGCCCGAGGAUUAGGCGUUUAACACUGAUUGCGUCGACGUUUUAUUAUUAGCGUUUUAUUGUCGUCACCAAAUUGUUACGUUGAGUGGUAAAUAUUUUGAUGAUUGAUAAAAUGAGGCGAACUUGCGCUGCCAAUGCAAGUUAUAGUUAAUCCUGCAUAUAAUAUGAUUUAUCCAUAUAAAAACAACGAAUUCAGUAAUGACAACAUGAUCAAAAAUUCAUGGUUAUUCGUAUAUUUCUUCCUGAAAACACUUUUCGAAUAUGAAUGGUAAAACGUAUUUCCAUAACAAACUAACCAGUUUCUGUUAAUUAAAUUAAUUCAUAUUUCUGUGGUAAACUUUUUCGACGCGGAGCUCGUAUCUGAUUAAAAUCAUUAAACUUUUUUGAAAUUGUUUAAACACAAUUAAUCGUUCUGUCGCAAUCAGUGUUGAAACUCCAUAACAAUUUCAUCGUUAACGAGUUACGUUAAACGGAUAAAAGUGGCUAAUAGCUUUAUACUUUUUGGAGCAACAUUAUUUAUUUUGUGUUAAAUAAUUAUCAUGACG